Molecule: messenger RNA, 1767 nt
Organism: Trypanosoma theileri
Lineage: Eukaryota; Euglenozoa; Kinetoplastea; Trypanosomatida; Trypanosomatidae
Exons: 1
Coding region: 1-1767 (588 amino acids)
Source: RefSeq, a predicted model, not a curated record
AUGGCGCCAAAAAAACGGCUGCCGCGGAAAACACAAACAUUAAUCGGACAGCCAAACUUGGAAGAGGCUGCAGCAGAACGUAUAGACGCCAUCACCGCUGAGCCACUGCAUGCAAAAAAGUAUGUGGAGAUCAUGAGUCCUGAUGGAACACUUCGUCUGUUCUACAACACCUCCACGCUUAUCCGCAUUGCAACUGAUAGAGGAAUGUUUAUGCAGCCCCCGCAUUUCCGCGAACCAAUGACAGUCUCACUUCAGCGUGAGGUUGAGGAUAUUGAGGGGCGACGAUUCCACUUUGAAAAGAGUAAUGUAAUUCUUGAAAGUAAUACAGAUGAAUCUGCUGGUGGUCUCCACGUUCUUCACAGACAUGUUUACUUUGAUCAAAUUAUGGACGAGUUUUAUCUUCUUAAUCCCACAGAGCUGUAUGUAUGUCCAUCAUGCUAUCUUCACUGGGUGAGUACUCGCUUUCUACCCCAUAUGGAUGCCACUCGGCAGCGUGUUGAUUACAUUGAUGACGAUCCAAACCCUGUAUUAGACCCCCUUGACGUGCUUGCACACGUGCAGGGAUCCGCCACGGCUGAAGUAGAGAAUAACGAGACAAAUGAUAAUGAAGGUGAAGAGAUUGAACGAGUUCCGCUUACAAUUCCAUCCGCAAACGAAUUACCUGAUUGGGAUUCACCAUUGGUUCAUAUGGUGUUUCGUCGCGCAGUUGAUUGGAGGAAGCAUGUACGUCUUCACCAUAAUAAUACAAGCACAUCUGCCGCCGAUUACCGUUUAAAGGCAUUUUUAACAGAAUAUAUAUCGAAGUACAAUCGACUUUCAAAUGAGAAGCAGAGAAGGAGAGGUCAGAGUGAAGGUAUUAAUAUUACCAUAGGAGGGCCUACGUUAACAGUCUCACGCUACUGGUAUGUCAAUGCGCGAUAUAAUCGUUUACGUUAUAACAGAAUUGUUGAGACCGUAGAGCGUGCGGAACCGUAUAUUGAUGAUUGUGUGACUCGUAUGGCCUUUAACAAUGAGGAAGUAAUGAACACAUUUCACUCAAACGAUGCAGACAGUUCGGAAAGUGAUUUCAUUUGUGACUCGGAGAGUGAUGAUAGUAGUAGCUCUAGUAAUGAUGAUAAUGGAUCCCAGCACAACGAGGGUUCACCAAGCUCCAGUGAGGCGGAGGAAACAGAAGAAGUAAAAAGAGGUAGGAAGCGCCUGCGUGAGAAUACUAGCUCCAGCAACUCUAAUAGCAGUAGCAGUUCUUCUUUGGAGAUCAUGGCGGGAAGUGAUAGUGAUGAUAGUGAUUCGGGAGGCGAAGGAGAUGCAAGUGAGCAACAGCGUAAACUAUAUAAAAGCGGUAUACUGGCCCCACAUACUGGUUUCUACAGUGACCUUUCUUACGAGGAGCGCUGCGUGAUAAAUGCGAAUUCUAGGCGUGUAUUCAAACCAACAUCGCUCUACAUGCCAACAGUGGAGGAGGAGGAGAGUGACGAUGAUGAAGGACAGAUUGACUGGAGCCAGUUUGGUGGCACAAUAGAGAAUGCCACUGUAUAUGUGCGAGACAUGCAACAACGGCAAUGCGCUUCUACUGCUGCUCAAUCAAAUGAAAACCGCCCGAAGACGUCAGAGGCGAAUGCGCCUGUAUCGAUCACUGCAGAGAUUUCACGCACUGGAGAUCCUAAACGAAGUGAAACAGCAGUAAGUGAAGUGGGAAGAACAGAACGCACAGCCAGUUCAAAUAGACAACAACAACAGCAGCGCUUGCUUUUGGAUGAUUCAGAUUAA